CGGGGCCGGGCUGCACCUCGGGACAGCGCGGAGCGGGCAGGCCCCGGAGAGAGCUGAGCUGGGCGGCGGAGGAGGCGGCCACCUCGGCGGCGCAUCCCGGGAAGAGUCGGGACCUCCCCACCGCCCUCCUCCUCCCUCCACCGUCAGCAGCUCCUCGUCCCGCGGAGAGUGGAGCCGCCAGUGCCGCCCCGGCUGUGGCCCGCUGGCUGACACCUCCGGAGCGCGGGGUUGCGGGCACGGAGCUGGAGCUGCCCGCCUGGAGCGGAGGAGGGGGAAGGACCGCUUGCCUGCGCGGAGCAGCGGGCGCUGAGCGCCCGUCCCGGCGGCCCGGGAGCCACCCGGGGAAGGUGUCCUGUGACGGCCCUUGAUCAGAAAGGCUGCAAGUCAUGUAAAAGCCGCAGUAACUGCAGAGUCUCUGAUGGAUAAUUGGAUUGGACCAGAGGUGGAAAACUUUCUGUAGGGUAGGAUUGAAGAGCCCAAGUGAACCUACAAAGAAGUUCAACAGGAACAUAAGGAAUGUUAAAGGGAGUAAUAUGUGGGAGGCUGUGGACUAUUUGCUUCCGACAUAGGAACAACACUGGGCUUGGAAUCUGCACUCCUGAGAGAAUGCUGGGAAUCUGCAGAGGGCGACGGAAAUUCCUGGCUGCCUCUCUGACCGUCCUUUUUGUCCCAGCCAUUACAUGGAUUUAUCUGUUUGCUGGGAGUUUUGAAGAUGGGAAGCCAGUGUCACUGUCUCCACUUGAAUCCCAGCCCCACAGUCCUCGGUACACAGCGUCGAGCCAGCGGGAGCGCGAGAGCUUGGAAGUCCGCAUGCGGGAGGUGGAGGAGGAGAACCGCGUGCUGCGCAAGCAGCUCAGCCUGGCACAGAGUCGCAGCCCCUCUCACCACCAUGGCAAUCACUCCAAAACCUACUCCAUGGAAGAGGGGACAGGUGACAGCGAGAGCCUGCGGGCUGGCAUUGUGGCAGGGAACAGCUCCGAGUGUGGGCAGCAACCAGCAGUGGAAAAGUGCGAGACUAUCCACGUUGCCAUUGUUUGUGCAGGGUACAAUGCCAGUCGGGAUGUUGUCACACUUGUCAAGUCUGUCUUAUUUCACAGGCGAAACCCGCUCCACUUUCACCUCAUCGCAGAUGCAAUUGCCAAACAGAUCCUGGCAACUCUGUUCCAGACAUGGAUGGUCCCUGCUGUGCGCAUAGACUUCUAUGAUGCAGAUGAGCUCAAGUCGGAAGUGUCUUGGAUCCCCAACAAACACUACUCUGGGAUUUACGGGCUGAUGAAGUUGGUUCUGACUAAGACUCUACCUUCUAAUCUUGAGCGAGUCAUUGUCCUCGACACAGACAUUACAUUUGCCACUGACAUUGCUGAGCUAUGGGCCGUCUUUCACAAGUUCAAAGGGCAGCAAGUUCUUGGCUUAGUAGAGAACCAGAGUGAUUGGUAUUUGGGCAACCUUUGGAAGAAUCAUCGGCCCUGGCCAGCACUUGGGAGGGGCUACAACACAGGGGUUAUCUUGCUGCUUCUCGAUAAGUUACGGAAGAUGAAAUGGGAGCAGAUGUGGAGACUCACAGCAGAGCGGGAGUUAAUGAGCAUGUUAUCCACCUCACUGGCUGACCAGGAUAUCUUCAAUGCAGUCAUCAAACAAAAUCCCUUCCUUGUCUACCAGCUCCCAUGUUUCUGGAAUGUGCAGCUUUCUGAUCACACCCGUUCCGAGCAGUGCUACAGAGAUGUGUCUGACCUGAAGGUGAUUCACUGGAACUCACCAAAGAAGCUGCGAGUGAAAAACAAGCAUGUGGAGUUUUUCCGCAACCUCUACCUGACAUUCCUGGAAUAUGAUGGGAAUUUGCUGAGACGGGAACUCUUUGGCUGCCCCAGUGAGGCAGACAUUAACAGUGAAAAUCUCCAGAAACAGCUAUCUGAGCUGGACGAGGAUGACUUGUGCUAUGAGUUUCGUCGAGAACGUUUCACCGUCCAUCGCACUCAUUUGUAUUUUCUACAUUACGAAUACGAGCCUGCUUCAGACAACACCGAUGUAACACUGGUGGCACAACUUUCAAUGGACAGGCUCCAGAUGCUUGAAGCCAUCUGCAAACACUGGGAAGGUCCAAUCAGCCUGGCACUCUAUCUUUCUGAUGCAGAAGCCCAGCAAUUUCUGCGCUACGCUCAGGGCUCGGAAGUACUGAUGAGCCGCCACAAUGUUGGCUACCAUAUCGUGUACAAGGAGGGCCAGUUCUAUCCUGUGAAUCUGCUAAGGAAUGUGGCCAUGAAACAUAUCAGCACACCAUACAUGUUUCUGUCCGACAUUGACUUCUUGCCCAUGUAUGGACUCUACGAGUACCUCAGGAAGUCUGUCAUCCAGCUAGACCUAGCUAACACCAAGAAAGCUCUGAUUGUACCUGCUUUUGAGACCCUACGCUACCGCCUCUCCUUCCCCAAGUCAAAAGCAGAGUUGCUGUCUAUGUUGGACAUGGGAACCCUCUUCACAUUCAGGUACCACGUCUGGACGAAAGGGCACGCGCCAACCAAUUUUGCCAAGUGGCGAACAGCCACCACCCCCUACCGCGUUGAGUGGGAAGCAGACUUUGAGCCAUACGUCGUCGUGAGGAAGGACUGCCCGGAGUAUGACAGGCGGUUUGUUGGAUUUGGCUGGAACAAAGUAGCUCACAUCAUGGAGCUGGAUGCACAGGAGUACGAGUUCACGGUGCUGCCCAACGCCUACAUGAUCCACAUGCCGCACGCCCCCAGCUUCGACAUCACCAAGUUUCGCUCCAACAAGCAAUACCGCAUCUGUCUCAAGACCCUGAAGGAGGAGUUCCAGCAGGACAUGUCACGCCACUACGGCUUUGCAGCCCUCAAAUAUCUCACGGCAGAGAACAACAGCUAGCACCACAGAGCCCGUGUACGGGAAACAGGGACACCGGAGGGAAGAGCCACUCAGCGUGUGGGGCCCAGUCAUCAAAUUUUGAACUGAGAAAUACUUUCUGUUUUUAUAUCAUACUUGGCAGUUCUAACAGUAGAAAUUUGAAGUGACAUGUCUUCGGACUGUGCUCAUUCGUCCCUUCCCCAAUUACCCCAGGCCUUUUGGCUUUAGCAUUCAUGAGGUGUCUGCGAGUAGGGCCGGCCAGGCGCCCUCCAUGCCACUGAAGGUGGGGACUGGGCAGGGACUGGGAAUGCACUCCGCUCUCUUAACUGCAGAGCAAAGACAGACCUUCAGAACAUAGAAUUUCAUGUUGCUAUUUAAUAAUUUGACAUGCUUUUUAUCUGUAAAGGAAGAUCUUCGGGUCGCUGUCCUGUGAAUUUCAAAUCUGCACUACUCUAAAAGGGAACUUUCACCUGUGAACUUUCACAGGGGCCCUGUUAACAUGGAUGACCUUGCUAAUGCAGGAUGAGCCAAAGGUCUGAAUUAGCCUUGAAAACACAGGGGACAUUUAUACAAUACUGCACUCCCGAGAAGCUGUGUUACUGGUUUAGGUGUAUACAUGAUAUCGGUUGGUCUUUUAUUCUCAAAUUAGUUGUUUUAUCAGGAAAAUCCCCUAUACCCCACCCUGCCUUUGCCCCACUCCUAAAUGCUGCUCCUUUCCUUGCCAAGGAAAUGUCUCCCUUGUGUUUCUUCCCCAUCUUCAAUUUUGGUGGACCAGUAAAGAAGAUCAGUAGCUCUGUUAGAAAGUGAACAGAACUUGUCACUGUAAGGUCUGUUUUCACCAGAGCAACUUGUUCACAUGUGUCUACUAAGAUAAAGGGUCUGACUCUAACUCUUUAUCUUUUUCAGGCAAGAAUUGGAUUUUACCUAUAAGGCACAUUGUACCAGGGGAAUAUUGAUUUCUAGGCUCAUUUCAGUGCUGCCCAAACGUGAAGGCUCUGGGCCUUAGGCUUUAAGUGGACUUCUUUGCUGAACAGGGAAUAAAAACUAGUAAAAAGGCAACUAGUAGCCUUGGUGCUCUCCUGCUGCCUGCUGCAAGGUCUCAGAACUACUUCGUUAAAGGAGUUUAUAAUUAAAAGGAGCAGAACUGUUAGGAAUAAACUCCCCAUUCGAGGGGGAGAAAAGAAUGUGUUGGGAAUCUGAGUGAGUGUUUGCUUGAACGUGGACUGGUCAAGUUCACACCAUCGGUACACACAGGAGUACGCUGGAGGGCGAACAGGAAACCUAACAAGCAAAAUGCAGAAAACAAGACACUGGACUUUUUGCCAUUUUCUUUAUCUUCAGUAUUAAUGUUGUGUUUACAUGGGAUGAAGAGAUGAGGUUUAAUGCACUACCCCUUGCAGGGCUAUUUGUAAUUUCUGUUGCAAUGUUAAUAGAGAAAGCAGAAACAACUCAGUGAGAAAUGUGUUCUGUCUCCCUACCCCAGAUCCCCAUACAACCACACGUACCAAUACUACUGCCUGAGUUGGAAAAUGAAUCCACAUUGCGUUCUGCUCAUUUUUUUUCCAUUUUGUUUUUCAGCCACUGGAUCUUCUACUUUCCUCCCCACCUCAUCCCUCUAGAGCUUGGUUUUAUUUCUAACCUGACAUUUUGUGAGAGCUUUCUGUUACGGUGGAAACCACGCAGUUUAAACCAGACAUUUAAACUACAAAUACCAGUUCAUCAUUCUCUGUAUAUAUAAGAAAAUCCAAAAAAGGCAACAUCUUUGAGAAGAAAUAAAAAGGGGCGGGAGUCUAUGUGUAGUUUUCACUUUUUCUCCUGGGAGUGUUGGCUGUGUAAGAAUAUAUCACUGCAUAAUUUUCCAAAGAGCUUUUUUUCUCUUCUUAAUAGCUUCAUGUAAAGAUUUACAUAAAAAGCUAGAAAGGGCAGGGAAGAAGUGAGUGCUCAGUUCUGGCUAAGAUAUAUUCUUUUAAAAAAAACAAAAUCUUAACUCCCCAGAUCCCGUAUUAUUCACCACUAAGGGCUCAGGUCACUGUGCUUAUUGAGAAUGAGAAGAACCCUGCAGCACAGAGUCCUGUUGAUUAGCUAAUGUGCAGAAAGGUACCAACAGCUGGCCUGAGAGAGUCUGACACUGGUUAUACCUACAUAAAAUCUCCAAUCAGAGCUUCAGUGUGGCCACCAUUAUGUUUCAUGUGUAUUAAAAACUUUCAUUGCCAGAUGUACAUUUCUCCUUGCCCUGCAGCAGCACAACCUGUAGCACAGACCUGUAUAUUAUUUGGAUGUACCAUUAUCAACAUUCUUCUCAUUAUUCUCUUCUCACUGGUCAUGUGAUGAGAAUGGGGGGAGCAAGGAGGUAAUAAUUUGCUACUUGCCUGACUGUACAGUGAGUUCUGGAACCUCCGGGGUAGACUUAGGUGUGCUGGCUGGUGUAACCAGCUCAAAGAUUGGUAGUAGGUACAAAGAGACCCUUUUUUUUCCUUAUAGACACUGUACUGAUUUGUAUCUGUCAUGUCAUGUUUGUGCUUCAUAAUUUGAGAGGUGUGGGGAUUAGGUUUUUUUAGUACAUUUCAUCCAAUUUACCUAAUAGCAAGUUAGGAUUACAUGUCUGACUGUAACUGCCAGGGCUCCUCCAACACCAUGAAAGAAAACACCACUGACAACAACAAAAAUCCCCAACUUAGUUAUAACUGACUGUCUUCCAGUCCUCUGCCGUAGUAUUUGCUAGCAAUUUUGUUACUUAAUUAUCAGUUUUCUCCUGAAAUCUUCAAGAAAUAGCAGAAAAACCUGGUGACUUAAUGCCUUUGUUUUAUUGCUUUGUUCCACCAACUUCUCUCUUGAGUCUUCAGUCUAUGACCUCUCCUUAUCUCUGAUAUUUGGAAAGUGUGAGUCUCUCAUUUAGGUAUCACUCCAGCACCCUCUCAGUGAAGACUGAUGCAAAUAAAUCAUUUAGAUUCUUGGCAUUGUCCUUAUUGUCUUUAAUUCUUUCUUCUACUUAUUGUUUGGGGUGGCCUACCAGAUAUCUCCACUUUUCUGCUUUUGCGUACUGAGCAAAUGUGCAUUUUCAGCUUUAACUUCCUACUGUUUGCUCUUCAGACUCUCUCUUAGCUUCCUCAAAUUCCAUCUUAACUAUUACAUACCUUCCUUUCAGCUUUACAGUGUUUUAUUUCCAUUCUCUGAAGGUUUUCUAUUUGGCCCGAAAAACUUCUAAAAUUUCCAAUUGAGUCAUAUCAGCAUUUCCUUGUCUUCCAUUCAUCUAAGGGAUACAAUACUCCGUGGUUAUUUAUAAGACCCUUUCCAUUUUUAAUCUGAGGAUUUCAGUUUUUCUGUUCUUUUUAAUUAGGGUCACCAAUUCUUCCUUUAAAAAGAUAAAGAGGGCUUUGUUUUUAAAUUUACAUUGAAUUUCACCUUACUAAGUUUUGAGACUUUGUAUUUUCCUCUUUAACCUUUCUAAAUGCUAACCUUUUCCUAAUCAAGGGAUCAUAAAAAUUCUUUUGUUCCUCUAAAUUGGGCUCUUAUCUUGACACAUUUUGUUCUGUGUCUCCCUUUUCCCUCUCCACUACAAAACAUUGAAACACAGGAGUCACUCGAAACUUUUCAAGUCCCAAAGCCUGAACUGUGUAUUUCCCAGCACCUUUUGACAUCCCACCACAUUUCAGGCUUAAUUAUUAUUCCAAAUAAUAAUCUGAUGCCUGGCACACAGUCCUCCUGGUUUUGUUUUCAUGCUUCUCCCUUUGAUAUAACAGGCUUUCCAAGUUUAAGUUUUGGGCAAAGCACUUAUCUUUAUUUAAUACCUUAUUGUAACCCUCUAAUAGGUUUCCAUGAUUUUUCUCUGUCGUCACAGUAUAUAUAUAGCACCUUCAAAAGUUUGGCUGUAGUUUCCAUCCUAUCAAUUUCUAGCUAAGGGUCAUCUACCAUUUGCCUAUCUGGCAGACCUAGAAAAUGUCUUUGUUUAUCCUGGGUAGUCCUUAAUAUCUAUCAGAUUUUUUUUCCCAAAUCCUUACUUUUAGUAAUUUCUUCCAGGCUUGCUAGUUUCCUGUGUGAGCAAUCUGGUUCCACUUUACAAUUUUUGGUUUUUUCCCAUUUAUAAUCGUUGUCUUGGACUCUGUGAUUUAUCAGGAUUUAGCAGGUGUACCUGCAGUUCCAUCACUUUUGUUAGACUGAAUAUGACAUAUACUCACUAAAGUACUAGUAGACUUCAUAUCGUUUGUUGGUAAAUCAUAAACUGCAUUUUCCUUUUACUGCAACAAGCAGAGACACUUCAUAGUGUUAUUUGCAGUAGCUGUUGCAGCAGAGUAAGCUCUGUGUUAGAGGGAGAAGCACAAAAACCUUGUCAGGAUUGUAGCUACUGUUUCUCUCCGCAGGGAAAAAUAAGGCCCUAGCACAGCUGAACAGUUUUAUAAAUGCCCUGCACAAAGCACACUGCACAUUAUUUUCUGGUAGGUAUAAUCGUACAUAGUCCAAUUAAAUAUGAAAAAUACAUUUUUAAUGUUCUCAUUUUUAUGUGCAAUUCUAUCCAGAAGAUAAUGCAUUUCCUCCUCUAUCUUGCCAGUUUCCCCCAUUACUCCAGCCUGCCUAAUAGCCCCAUCUGUUUUCAGCUGAGGAAGAUUAAUGACCAGAAGCACUGGGAGUCCUGGCAAAUCAGCAGAGAUAUUACUCUUAGGCAUUGCUCAGGACAUUUGUUCCUACUCUGCCAGAUACUGUAUGGGUGUUCCUCAGGUUUCAGGGCAGCAACAGCAGAACACAGCAAGCUCAGCAAGUGGGGUGAGUGUCAUUAUUUAUGAACUUCAACCAAGUCUAAUACGUUCAAUGGUGGGAGUGUUAAAAAGAGAAUGUAUCAUUGUUAGCUCAAAAAAUAUUUCAAUUUUAGGAAAAAAAAAAAGCAUCUAAGUUUCUUCAACUCCAGUGAGUGAGACUGGAACAAAUAAGUCACUAGUAGACAAUGCCAGCCAAUAAUCUAGUAUUUCCACUGCAGUAUUGAAAAUGCAGAAGAAUUGAUAGCUAAAUUAAGUUAUUUUUACAGUAGUAAUUCAUAAUGUAUAUUUAGAUGAUGUGUUUACAUCCAAACACUUCAGCAUAUUGGGGAUUGUUUGAAGACUGCUACUUUGUUUCACGGCAUAAAAUUGCUUGGAAAAGCUAUUUAUUUGUGUUGUCGAUCAUAUGAACAUAUUUGUUCAGACAUGUUAGUGGAUACUCCAGUGGAAGUGUUAGCUCAUUGAGGGUGUCAGGAUGCAAAAGAUCUGAAGUCCAGGGUAAGAGCUUAGUAUCUUUUCAUUCAUUCUGUAUAGUUUACCCUCAUAUGAGGAGAAUAGUUUCCUUACUCCCACCAAAUUACUAUUUUUGUAGGGUUAAAAUGUCCUAAAAUUCUGCAGUAUGGAUCCGUGGAAGUCACUGUGCAGGUAGCAAAGGCUGCAUUUGAGAGCUCCAUGGUCCAUUGCCAUGAGACACAAGAUUUCAUUCCAGAAGAAAUAGUUCUGAUCUGGGGGUAAUUCUCUGACAAGGGAUUUAGGCACCCUACCCCCACCAGAUAUAUUCAAGAAGAAGUCCCCAAACACAUAAGGCCAAGUAAUUCAAGCCAAGCUAAGCCUGUUUCUCAGUAUUACAGCAACAUAAUUCUCAGUCAGCUGGAUGUGUGAAUUUUCAGCUUUAGCCAUUAUAUCUCAAGACUUGUGCAAAGGCUGCAGAGUCAGCAGAGUUGGAGGAUCUGAAAUUUCAAGUUGCUGGUGGACUUAGUGAUUUGCUCAUACGACUUCUUGCUGUCCCCUGGCACGUAUGUAAUAGGACAUAGUCUACACAAUUAUUUGCUCGAGGUUUUUUUAGAGGAUUUCUCUUUCAUUCUAUGCACAGAGUGAAUGAUAUUCAGGUGAAUGAAGCAGCUAGGUGAUAUUUCUUUUUACUUUUGCUUUCAUUGAGCUUUUCAUAAUAUGAUAGCAGCCUUGAUUCUGAGCAAAGUGAGACUUUUUUUUUCAGAGGAUAGGUAUAAACUGUGAUUUAGGAAAGUCAGUUAUCCCCCAUGCUCUCAGGCUUUCUAAGCAGAACACCUGCAGUUCUGUUCUACAAGCUUUUCUUAUUUGGAGGGAUCCUGUGGAGCUGAUGGAAAUUAUACAUUCAGAGGCCUUGUAGCACUCACCCCUAGCCUAUGAAUGCUAACAUCUGAACUUGCAAGAGUGAUGAAUCCCAGCUCUGUCCAAGCAUGUCUGCUCCAUCACUGGGAGCACUCUAGAGGCUAUCAGCAGUCUUGUCAGGUAAGCACUGAAAAAUGGAGUAAAUAAUUGGAGGUAUGAGGGGUUUGUUUUAAGUAGCCAGAUUUCUAGAGGAAUGAGGAAGACAUAAGCAUUCUGAAGUCCCUCUGAAGAUCUGUUCACAGGAUCUGUGGGUUGGACUAAGCUCAUUCUUGGAUUUGAGGCAUUUCUUACCCAACACUGGCCAAUGUGGCCCACCUGGAGUAAAUUCUCUGGAUUGUAAAAUUCAUGGAAGUCAGCACUGAGAUUAAACCAUUCUCAGCUCAAAGAUCUUUAAUUUGUUUCAUUUCUUUGGAUCCCCACACUGAUCUCUUGGUGCUCAGGAAAAAGGAAAAAAAGAAAAAAGAUAAUAGCAAAGAUAACAGUAGAGUUCUGACUACCCAAACUUUCUUAAAUUGUCAGCACGGAGGUCAAUGGUUGGGGCAAAGCUAGAGUUAGUGAGGUUCUUAAAUUUCUCCUUUUGAUCUGCCUGUGGAACUGUUGUUCCAGCAGAACUCUCCAGUGAUGCUAUAAGGAAAGGAAAAGCUCUCCAAUGCUGAUUGAUCCAUGAACUCUUCAUCCAGUCAGAACCUGAAGAAGCAGCACCACUGUCUGCUUUUGAGGUUUUUUUAGAAGGCAAUAGUGAGUUCAGUCUGAAAUCUAUUAUUCUGAUGAUAAAACUUUUCUCAGCUUUUCUGCAUUUUACAUGUAUACUUGCUGUGAGUGACAGGGGCCCCUUGGGGUUAGGAAAAGAUGGGACUCAGCAGUUUGCUGGUUCAGAAUGAGAACAAGAUAUGUGUAUAUUCUCCCUUGACACCUUGCACAGUGCUCACUAAUUAUAUUAGCACCAAAUAAUCCAGCUGACCUGAGACUCAGUGUUUGGGCUGGACAGUAAGCUUCUGCUGUGUUGAUAAGAGAACAGACAGAUAAGCAAAAUUAUGCUUUCUGUCCGUUACACCAAUGAAUAUUUCUAUAUGGGUUCAAAUGGCUCAUGGAAAGUUUACAUAUUGUGUUUUUCACCGUUAAGGUUUAUUCAAAGAAUAGAAAAGUCACUUAAAAAAUAAAAACAAACAAACAAAAAAAACCCUAUGAGUUCCAUAAGGAUCCACAAGGAUUAGCAUUCACAGAGAGUCACCAGUGCAAAAUAUUUUUCAAGUUCACCUGCCAACUUUUGUCAUGAAUGCAGAGAAUAGAGGCACCACUGUCUUCUUUCUGCUUAUACUUCAUAGAGCAAAACAAAUGCAUGUACUACAAGCAACUCUCUGAAUCAGAUCACCCAAGACACAAAUAUUUUCUGUUUUGUUGCUUUGAUUUACAUUUUCAUAUGUGAAAUUGAAAGUUUGCAAAAACUUUUUUAUUCAUAUUGUUCAAUUUAAAUAUUUAUAUUCACUGUUGAAUAUGAGUCAGCAGUGCCCUGGCAGCCAGAAGGGCCAACUGUGUCUUGGAGGGCAUCAGGCAAAGCAUCACCAGCUGGUUGAGGGAGGGGAUUGUCCCACUCUGCUCUGCACUGGUGUGGCCUGACCUUGAAUGUUUUGUGAAGUUUUGGGUGCAACAAUAUAAGAAGGAUCUAAAGCUGUUAGAGAGUGUCCACAAAGAUGCUGAAGGGUCUACAGGGGAAGCCAUACAAAGGGUGACUGACAUCACUUGACUUCUUCAGCCUGGAGAAGAAAAAACUUGAGGGGAGGCCUCACAGCAGCCCACAGCUUCCUUACAAGGGGAAGCAGAGGAGCAGGCACCCAUCUCUUAUCUCUGGUAACCAGUGACUGGACUCAAGGGAGUGGCAUGAAGCUAUGUCAGGCUUAGAUUGGUUAUUAGGAGAAGGUUCUUCACCCAGAGGUGGUUGGGCACUGGAACAGGCUCCCCAGGUCACAGCACCAAGCCUGACAGAGUUGAAGUG
Messenger RNA from Lepidothrix coronata (blue-crowned manakin), 10968 nucleotides. It is a transcript of the gene LARGE1, whose product is annotated as LARGE xylosyl- and glucuronyltransferase 1. The record is from RefSeq and is a predicted model, not a curated record. The coding region runs from base 517 to 2877 and encodes 786 amino acids. The transcript is spliced from 17 exons. Gene Ontology annotation, molecular function: xylosyltransferase activity; glucuronosyltransferase activity. Gene Ontology annotation, biological process: protein O-linked glycosylation via mannose. NCBI's taxonomy places the organism in Eukaryota, Metazoa, Chordata, Aves, Passeriformes, Pipridae.